Messenger RNA from Ostreobium quekettii, 2574 nucleotides. Lineage: Eukaryota; Viridiplantae; Chlorophyta; Ulvophyceae; Bryopsidales; Ostreobiaceae. The record is from the annotation of a GenBank genome assembly.
AUGGCGUGCUCCCGGCUGUGUGUGAAGAACUUGCCGGCCGACGUCGGGGACGCUCAGCUGCUGCGCCACUUCGCCGCGCGGGGCAGCGUCACCGAUGCCAGGGUGAUGCGCACGAGGAAUGGGCAGUCCCGACAGUUUGGAUUUGUGGGCUUCAGCACUGCAGAAGAAGCAGUGGCAGCCCAAAAAUACUACGACCGUACGUUCAUUCGCACAAAGAGGAUAACUGUUGAGUUUGCCAAGAAGGUUGGGGAUGAAGGCCUUUCAAGGCCAUGGAGCAAACACUCCCAAGGCAGCUCUGCUCAUGCAAAGAUCAAAGAAAGAAUCGAAAUUCAGGAUGUCAAGGUCAACAAAGUGAAAAAGAAAUUGACGGUGGAAAAGGUCAAGAAGAAGGAAAAGAAAGUUAAACGAAACAGUGCGGAGGAAGGUAGCAACGAUGUGGAUGAAAGGAAGAAGACUGAACAGGCAGAUGGUGGGGAAGAAAAUGAGCAAGGAGGAGGACAGGAAGGUGAAGUGACACUGGAGGAAUUUCUUACAGAAGUGGCUCCAAAGCACAGGAAAAGGCUGUGGUCAGAUGGCAUGCCUCAAUCGAUGGCUAGCCUGCAGCCAGCAAAGAAAGCUCGGCAGGGUGGCAACAUUCAUAAACAAGGGGGCACAACAGCUGAAGAGAGCGAACCAGAGGAGGAAGGAAUGUCAGACAGUGAGGACAGCAUGGGUGACAGCUCUUCGGGCACUCAUGCUUCAAGGAGCUUCAAGGGCACCGAUGACGAGUCAGACCUGCAAUACUUGAAGAGCAGGAUGCAGGAGCACUGGAAAGAUGACGAUGACGAUUUUGGUCGUAAUGAUGACGACCGAGCAGUGGAGAGGCCUAAGAAGCGACUGAAAUCUGCAGCUACAGUUGACAGUGAAGUGGUGUGCAACGAGGCAAAUGGCAAGGAGCUGCAUGGGUCAAAAUCCAAAGCCACCAGUAGGGCCACCACGGGUCUGGAUGCAAAAGACAGGGACAAGAUUAUGCACACCCAUAGGCUGUUUGUGCGGAAUCUGCCAUAUGCUGCUACAGAGGCUCAGCUGUGGAAGUUGGUUGAGGAGUUUGGUGACGUGUUGGACGUCCAUUUGGUGACAGACCGAGGGACGCAAAGGUCCAAGGGCUUCGCGUACGUCCAGUUCGCCAAGGCGGAGGAUGCGCUCUCCGCGGCGCAAGCCCUGGACUGCCGCGCCUUCCAAGGCCGCCUAAUCCACAUCCUCCCCGCGGACGCGCAACCCGAUCGGCCUCCUCAAUCGGACGUCCCAAAGUUUGCCGGCUUCAAGGGCGAGCGCGAGGCGCAGCGGCGCCAGGAUGCAGGCAACAGAGCGGCGUGGAACACGCUGUUCGUGCGGGCGGACACGGUGGCGGAGGCCGCGGCGGCGCACUACGGGAUGAGCAAGGCGGAGCUGAUGGCGCGCGACGCGUCGGAUCUGGGCGCCAGGCUGGCGCUGGGCGAGGCGCAGGUGGUCGCGGAGACGAAGGAGGCGCUGGGGGAGGCGGGUGUGGACGUUGCGAAGCUCGAGGCCGCCGCCCUCUCGUCUGGGAAAUCAGCCCAGGCAGCCUCUGUCGACCGCUCCUCCACCGCCCUCAUCGUGAAGAACCUGCCAUAUACCACGGACGCCAAGGAGCUGGAGGCUUUGCUGGCGUCGGCGGGGGCCGUGUCGCGCUUCGUGCUCCCGCCAACCAAGGCAUUGGCGCUGGUGGAGUUUGAGGGGCAGGAGGGGGCGCGACGGGCGUUCAGGAGCCUGGCAUUCAAGAAAUAUCAGAACGUGCCUAUCUACCUGGAGUGGGCACCCAAGGAUGUGUUUGCGAGCGCACCCAGGGUGGCUGAUGAGGCACACAGUGAGGAUGAAGCCGAUGUCCCAAAAGAUGAUGCGACAGACGCACGGGCAGCCUCCGAGCCUGAAGGCGAUGACGCAGUGAAGACGCCCUCCAUUUAUAUAAAGAAUUUGGCGUUCUCGACCAACCAGGAGGCUCUGAGGAAGCUCUUCGACUCUGCUGCGUCUGAGGUGGGCGGCCGGUUGCUGUCUGCCAAGAUCGUGUACAAGAGGAAGGGCGACAGCAAACUGGUGUCGGCAGGGUACGGGUUUGCGGAGGUGGACGAGUGGGAAGUGGCCAAGCACGUGAUUAGGAAGCUGCAGGGCCACGUCCUCGACGGCCACAAGCUCGAUGUGCGCCACAGCUCCAGGCGCCCCUCCAACGUCAAGCAGAGCGCCGCGGCCGUCCAACCGGAGGGAAAGUCCCGGGGACGGGACGCCUGCUCCAAGCUCGUGGUGCGCAACGUGGCCUUCGAGGCCACAAGGAAGGACCUGGUGGAGGUCCUGGGCGCCUUCGGCCACCUGAAGAGCUGCCGCCUACCACGCAAGUUCGACGGCCACCACCGGGGCUUCGCGUUCGCUGAGUUCGUGACGAAGCGGGAGGCGCGGGCCGCACUGGAAGGGGCGGCGGGCGUGCACCUGUAUGGGCGCCGGCUGGCGUGCGAGUACGCCAGGGACGAGGAGGGGAUCGAGGAGCUGAGGGCCAAGACGCUGGCGCAGUUUCACGAGGACUGA